AGAACCGACCUUGACCCACCGAUAAUAAAUUUACAAAAAAGCCCCAAAACAAACAGGCUCUUCUCCUCUCGUCUUCCUCUCCCCAACCCGUCGAGACCAUCCUUCCCUUCUUCCCUCCUCGCCAGAGGAGAGUCUCGCUAGCUAGGGUUUCCACCAAUGGCGGCGCCCACCACCUCCCGCCGCGGCCCCGGCGGCGCGCGCAACAUGGACGAUGAAAACCUCACCUUCGAGACCUCCCCGGGGGUCGAGGUCGUCAGCAGCUUCGACCAGAUGGGCAUCAAGGACGACCUCCUCCGCGGCAUCUACGGCUACGGCUUCGAAAAGCCCUCCGCCAUCCAGCAGCGCGCCGUCCUCCCCAUCAUCAACGGCCGCGACGUCAUCGCGCAGGCCCAGUCCGGCACCGGCAAGACAUCCAUGAUCUCCCUCACCGUAUGCCAGAUCGUCGACACCGCCGUGCGCGAGGUGCAGGCUUUGAUUCUCUCGCCUACUAGGGAGCUUGCUUCCCAAACAGAGAGAGUUAUGCUGGCUAUUGGUGACCACCUCAACGUCCAAGUACAUGCUUGCAUUGGUGGAAAAAGUAUCGGUGAGGAUAUCAGGAGGCUCGAGAAUGGGGUGCAUGUUGUCUCGGGAACUCCAGGCAGAGUCUGUGAUAUGAUCAAGAGGAGGACCUUGCGAACAAGAGCCAUCAAGCUUCUAGUUCUGGAUGAAGCUGAUGAGAUGUUGAGUAGAGGUUUUAAGGAUCAGAUUUAUGAUGUCUACAGAUAUCUCCCGCCAGAACUUCAGGUGGUUUUGAUCUCUGCAACUCUUCCUCAUGAGAUCUUGGAGAUGACUAGCAAGUUCAUGACGGAACCAGUUAGAAUCCUUGUAAAGCGUGAUGAGCUGACCCUGGAGGGCAUCAAACAAUUUUUUGUUGCUGUUGAGAAAGAGGAAUGGAAGUUUGAUACUCUUUGUGAUCUUUAUGAUACACUCACCAUCACACAAGCUGUUAUUUUCUGCAAUACUAAGAGAAAGGUGGAUUGGCUUACUGAAAAAAUGCGCAGCAAUAACUUCACAGUAUCGGCUAUGCACGGUGACAUGCCCCAACAAGAAAGGGAUGCCAUUAUGGGCGAGUUCAGGUCCGGCGCAACUCGUGUGCUAAUAACUACGGAUGUUUGGGCUCGAGGACUGGACGUCCAGCAGGUUUCACUUGUCAUAAAUUAUGAUCUCCCAAAUAAUCGAGAGCUUUACAUCCAUCGCAUUGGUCGCUCUGGUCGUUUUGGACGCAAGGGUGUGGCGAUCAAUUUCGUGCGCAAGGAUGACAUCCGUAUCCUGAGAGAUAUAGAGCAGUACUACAGCACGCAAAUUGAUGAGAUGCCAAUGAAUGUUGCUGAUCUUAUUUGAGCAACCGCUCCUCGCAAGGUUUGGCUUGGUGUGGCGGUGAGAAGUGGACGAGAGGGGCUUUGUAAUCUGAGUGGAGCAGAGAUUUGUUUGUUUACUUUUUUGGUGACGGCUUGAACUGUAUGUAUAUAUAUUUUAGCAUGCUCCAGCUCAUGUAACACUUUUUGGGAGACCUAUGUUGGUGGCUUAUUGUGACAAUGACACGGAGAACUGUGCUGCUGUGAA
This is a messenger RNA of Zea mays, 1602 nucleotides long. RefSeq names its product RH2 protein-like. The record is from RefSeq and is marked provisional. Gene Ontology annotation, molecular function: RNA helicase activity; nucleic acid binding; ATP binding. Lineage: Eukaryota; Viridiplantae; Streptophyta; Magnoliopsida; Poales; Poaceae.